CUGCUUUACUGGGAAAGGAACUGGGCUGCCUUGGCAGCGCUGGGUGCUCAGUACUGGCAGAUGAAAGGACGCAGCUGGAAGCAGAAGCGGCUUCUCCAGAGCCCAUCUGGGGACAAGGACAGUGUCAGGGCCAUGGGUGGUUCCCAGGGCCCCUCAGUACCCUGCAACCACUUCCAGUGCCCCCUCUACCCCCCCUUGCCUCCCCCAGUGCCCUGUAACCCCUCCCAGUGCCCUCAGUGCUCCCCUGAGCUCAUCCAGUGCCUUGUGCUCCCAUUCCCACAGUGCGCUCCCAAUGUCCCUCCAGUGCCCCAGCAGCCUGUGCUCCCAUCCCCACAGUGCCCUUCCAGUGUCCCUCCAAAGCCCCAGCAGCCUGUGCUCCCCUCCCCACAGUGCCCUCCCAAUGUCCCUCCAGUGCCCCAGCAGCCUGUGCUCCCCUCCCCAGCACCCCCAAGCCUGGACACGGUGGCUGGGGUGUUGGUGGUGUCCCCAGUGUCCCUGUGCCAUGCGGCCCUGCCUGCUGAUUGCUCUGGCCCUGCUGGGCACAGUUCCCGCCAGCCGCUCCGCUCUUGCCAGCCCUGCGGUGGAGGAUGAGGAGGACGUGACGGAGCUGGAGAUGCCCGAGGAGUUCAGCGGGUGCCGGGGGGGCAGUGACAAGCAGACACCCGGUGUCCCCAGCAUGCCGGGCACCUCCACCUGCCGCUAUGUCAUCAUCUCCCACUGCCAGAACUUCUGCCAUGCCCAGCGCAUCUGUGCCCAGCGCUUCCGCGGGCGCCUGGCCUCAAUCCACGAUUCCCACACCAACACCUUCCUGCUGCUCCUGGCGCGCCGGCACACCAAUGCCGGCCUGGUCUGGAUCGGUGCCGUCAGCCAGCCCGCCGUGCCAUACCCGAACUGCCACUGGACUGACCGGAGCCCCUGGAACUACAGCCGGUGGGUGCGGGGGCACCCCCUGCCCGGCCACCGCUUCUGCACCGCCCUCUGCACCAACAAUGGGCUCUGGAGGAGCGUGCGCUGCGAGAGGCAGCUGCCCUUCAUCUGCGAGAUAUGAGGGGCUCAGCCCCCCCGAGUCCUCCCCUACUGCUGUUCCCCCCUCCCUCAGAGUACAAUAAAGUCUUGCUGUCAGCACACA
Molecule: messenger RNA, 1129 nt
Organism: Zonotrichia leucophrys gambelii
Lineage: Eukaryota; Metazoa; Chordata; Aves; Passeriformes; Passerellidae
Product: bone marrow proteoglycan-like
Exons: 6
Coding region: 293-1048 (251 amino acids)
Biological process (GO): immune response
Source: RefSeq, a predicted model, not a curated record